Oryctolagus cuniculus (rabbit) is the source of this 1894-nucleotide messenger RNA. RefSeq names its product nucleolar pre-rRNA processing protein NIP7 (gene NIP7). Gene Ontology annotation, cellular component: nucleus. Gene Ontology annotation, molecular function: RNA binding. The record is from RefSeq and is a predicted model, not a curated record. NCBI's taxonomy places the organism in Eukaryota, Metazoa, Chordata, Mammalia, Lagomorpha, Leporidae. Gene Ontology annotation, biological process: ribosome assembly.
CGGGCGCCUGGGCCCUGGGUUGAGGAACGACCGGAACGGGGCAAGAGAGGCAGGUUUUGGUGUUGCCCGGGAGCCGCCGGCGACCGACUUCCGUUUCCGGUUACUGCGGCACGCGGAUCUGGGGCUGCAGCCCGGCGGAAAGAUGCGGCCUUUGACUGAAGAGGAGACGCGGGUCAUGUUUGAGAAGAUGGCCAAAUACAUCGGGGAGAACCUGCAGCUGCUCGUCGACCGGCCCGACGGCACCUACUGCUUCAGGCUGCACAACGACCGCGUGUACUACGUGAGUGAAAAGAUCCUGAAACUGGCCGCCAACAUCUCCGGGGACAAGCUGGUGUCGCUGGGGACCUGUUUCGGGAAGUUCACCAAGACCCACAAGUUCCGGUUGCACAUCACGGCGCUGGACUACCUGGCGCCCUACGCCAAGUACAAAGUGUGGAUAAAGCCCGGCGCCGAGCAGUCCUUCCUGUAUGGGAACCACGUUUUGAAGUCUGGUCUAGGGCGAAUCACUGAGAACACUGCUCAGUACCAGGGAGUGGUGGUCUACUCCAUGGCCGACAUCCCUUUGGGUUUUGGGGUGGCAGCAAAGUCUACACAAGACUGCAGGAAAGUAGACCCCAUGGCCAUUGUGGUAUUUCAUCAAGCAGACGUUGGGGAGUAUGUGCGGCAUGAAGAAACGCUGACUUAAAAAGCCUUCGCCAGGACAGCCGGCCCUGAGAAGGGUCUAGUUUUGUUCCUUUGUGUGUGGUCUUUGUGUGAAGCACCGUGACCUGGUCAGGGACUUCUAUGUGUAAUACGGCAUCGCUGACAAAUGCAAGCUGGAUUCUUAAUGUACACAGUGGCUCAGAAACGAGGUUUCAGAUCUUUGUAUUUGUGACUCGGUAGAGUACCCCAUUACAGAUUUGAAUUGGAGGGCUUCUUGUGAGUUACAGGUUCCACAUUGUUGGAACUGAGGACAAGAAUAGCUUGUUACUGUUAUCUGUGAUAACACUUUGUUUUCUAAACUCUGGCUUUUCUAUGUUAUUUAUUAAAAUCAAGAAAGAUAUUGCCAUAUCAGAGUAGUAGGCCUCAAAUGGAAUUUGACUAAGAUAAUAAGAGCAGUUUAUUUAGCUAUUUUUCUAUACAGUAAGUGCUACGUGGUAUAAAACAAAAACUUGGAUUCAAACUAGUUCUGCCACCUACCAGCUAGAUGGCUUUGGGAGAGUCCUUCAGCUUUAACAUGCUUCAUUUUCUUCUGUUUAAAAAAGAAAAACUGAAACAGUUUUAACCAUCUGCUUAAGAAUCAUUUCAAAGUUAGAAAUCAAUUUUUCUUACAAACCUCUUUGCCUACUUGGCUGGCCUGGCCUGGACUGGACCAAAAGCACUGGAGGCUCUGAAAUAAUAAUUCAGCUUCUUCACCUUUCACAUGUUUCUUAAAAUUAUUUUGUGAAAAUAUAUUUUAAAAAUCGGUAACACUGGGGCCAGCGCUGUGGUAUAGCAGGUAAAGCCAUGGCCUGCAGUGCCAGCAUCCUAUAUGGGCACCAGUUCCAGUCAGCUGCUCCACUUCCGAUCCAGCUCUCCGCUGUGUCUGGGAAAGCAGAGGAGGAUGGCCCACGUCCUUGGCCCCUGCACCCGCGUGGGAGACCGAGAAGCUCCAAGCUCCUGGCUUUGGAUCAGCGCAGCUCUGGCCGUUGCGGCCAUUUGGGGAGUGAACCAGCAAGUGAAGACUCUCUCUGUCUCUAUAACUCUGCCUUUCAAAUGAAUAAAUAAAUUUUUAAAAAAACAAUAGUUCUAAAAAAAAAAGGACAAUAACGUUUCACAGGUUUUUAAGAUGUGUGUUGUAAACAGUUUUUAAAUGAAUAUACUCAUUUUUAAUUCCAAAGAAGAUACCUCUAAAAAUAAAACAGUUUUGACCACA